AUGUCGGCACAUCUCCUUCGCCCGCAGGCGUACCUGUCUAAUAAGGAAGUCCUCGAACUUGCCCAACAAGCGCCAACGAUCCUACGAAAUAAUCCCAAAGCCUUCUCCACGUCGCCGCUCGUCUCGCUCUUCACCGCUUCAGAAACCCCGGAGCUAUGGAUGAUAUACGAGAACCUCUUGAUAGCUUGCCUAAGGACAGGAGAUGACUUGUCUGCUUUUGAGUUCCUGGAAAGGCUGGUAGAGAGGUUUGGCGGCGAGAACGAGCGGAUAAUGGCUUUCAAGGGGCUUACGAAAGAGGCCAAGGCCGCCAAUAACGCCGAGCUAGAAGAGCUCUUGAAAGAGUACGAUUCCCUCCUGUCUGGACAAGACGGACAGACAAAUAUUCCAAUUGCGAAACGUCGUGUUGCGUUGCUCAAGUCUUUGGGACGGACAUCGGAUGCCAUUGCGAACCUAGUGAAGCUACUGGAUUAUUCGCCGACGGACGCUGAAGGGUGGUCGGAACUGUCCGACCUGUACCUUUCGCAGGGCCUCUAUGCCCAGUCAAUCUAUGCACUCGAAGAGGUUCUUGUUCUCCAGGCGAACUCUUGGAAUAUGCAUGCAAGGCUCGGCGAGAUUCUCUUCAUGGCGGGGACCUCGUUGGCAGAUAACAGCUCUACAAGGUACCUAGCGGAAUCCGUGAAGAGAUUUUGCCGGAGCAUUGAACUAUGCGAUGACUAUCUACGAGGAUACUACGGGCUAAAACAGGUUACGGAGGCGUUGCUUCACGAUCCCAAGGCCCUCAAGCCUUCCAAGCAGGCAGACGAAGAAGGCAUGUCUGUGCCAUCCAAGGCAACUCUGGAGGCACUGAACCAGCAGGCGACGGCAAAACUCAGCGAGAUUGUAAGGCGGUGUAGUGCCGGUGACACGCACUGGCAGGGUUAUGCGGAAGCCGAGAUCGAGGCCGUUAAACAACUUCUCACCAAGGAUGAGGCCCAGGUUGUACGAUAA
This is a messenger RNA of Parascedosporium putredinis, 987 nucleotides long. The record is from the annotation of a GenBank genome assembly. NCBI's taxonomy places the organism in Eukaryota, Fungi, Ascomycota, Sordariomycetes, Microascales, Microascaceae.